AUGGAUAACUCCAUUCACUCCACGGAUGGACCCGACACCAUCGUCCCUGAUUCUAACCCUAGAUUGACGGUCGGCCAGCGUGUGCGAGGCAUAAUCAAGAAAUUCACCACCAAAGAAGGUCUCGUUGGUGACUAUGACUAUGGCUUCCUGUUUCGCCCCGACCUCCCCUUCAUGAAGAGAGACCCCCGUUCGGCUCCAUUUUUCGGGUUGAAUGAAAAGAUUCCUGUCCUUCUUGCCUUCAUUCUGGGCCUACAACAUGCACUGGCAAUGUUGGCGGGUGUCGUCACCCCCCCUAUCAUUCUGUCGAGUUCCUUGAACCUCCCAUCUGAGCUAAAACAAUACCUGGUCUCGACCUCCCUGAUUGUUUGCGGACUAUUGUCAAUGGUUCAAAUUACACGCUUUCAUAUCUACAAGACUCCGUACUUCAUCGGGAGUGGCGUCCUCUCCGUCAUGGGAGUUUCCUUCGCCAUUAUAACCGUCGCUUCGGGAGCAUUCAGCCAGAUGUAUGCCAAUGGAUUUUGUCCAGUCGCCGAUGAUGGCACUCAGCUCCCUUGCCCUGAAGCAUACGGUGCGCUAUUAGGUACCUCAGCCUGCUGCGCCUUGAUUGAAGUCCUUCUUGCUUUUGUUCCCCCCAAAACGAUGCAGAAAAUCUUCCCGCCCAUUGUUACAGGCCCCACCGUUAUGCUGAUUGGAAUCAAUCUAAUCAGUAGCGCAUUCGAAGAUUGGGCUGGUGGGUCUGGAUGCACGACUGGUUUGUGUCCGUCCGCUACAGCUCCUCGAGCCAUGCCCUGGGGAAGCGCGGAAUUUAUUGGACUGGGUUUCCUGGUAUUCGUCUCUAUUCUUAUCUGCGAGAGAAUCGGUUCUCCGAUCAUGAAAUCCUGCUCUGUUGUGAUUGGACUGUUGGUUGGCUGCAUCGUUGCUGCUGCAUGUGGCUACUUUGAUCGUUCUGGAAUUGACGCUGCCCCCGUCGCAUCCUUCAUUUGGGUGAAGACGUUCCCCCUCACGGUAUACGGCCCAAUGGUUCUCCCUCUGCUUGCUGUCUUCAUUAUCUGCACCUGCGAAUGUAUCGGAGAUGUGACAGCAACUUGUGAUGUCUCUCGCCUGGAAGUCGAAGGCGAGGUUUUCGAGUCUCGUCUUCAGGGUGCUGUACUUGCGGACGGGUUAAACUCCAUUUUCGCUGCACUUGCAACUAUGACACCCAUGACAACCUUCGCCCAAAAUAACGGAGUCAUCGCCUUGACACGCUGUGCCAAUCGAACGGCUGGAUACUGCUGCUGUAUAUUCCUUAUUAUCGCAGGCAUUUUCGCAAAGUUUGCCGCUGCUAUCGUUGCCAUUCCGAAUCCUGUCAUGGGCGGCAUGAAGACAUUCCUAUUCGCCUCAGUGGUGAUUAGUGGGCAGGCGAUCGUGUCCAAGGUGCCUUUUAACCGCCGUAACCGCUUUAUCCUGACAGCCUCCAUGGCUCUCGGGUACGGUGCGACUCUAGUGCCUACCUGGUUCUCUUCCGUUUUUGGAGCCACCGAUAACAAGAACCUGGAGGGCUUUGAAAAUGCGAUUGAGCUGGUUUUGGAAACAGGGUUUGCUGUUACUGCUUUUGUUGCCAUGCUUCUCAACCUGAUCAUGCCUCCCGAAGUCGAAGAGAUUGGCGCCGUGAGACAGAUUCCUUCUCAGACCACUGAUCGAGGCGAUGAACUCCAAGGCCAAAUCAAGCAGGCCUAG
This is a messenger RNA of Penicillium cataractarum, 1716 nucleotides long. Its product is annotated as nucleobase:cation symporter-2 family protein. The record is from RefSeq and is a predicted model, not a curated record. Gene Ontology annotation, cellular component: membrane; fungal-type vacuole. NCBI's taxonomy places the organism in Eukaryota, Fungi, Ascomycota, Eurotiomycetes, Eurotiales, Aspergillaceae. Gene Ontology annotation, molecular function: xanthine transmembrane transporter activity. Gene Ontology annotation, biological process: transmembrane transport; xanthine transport. The transcript has 4 exons. The coding region runs from base 1 to 1716 and encodes 571 amino acids.